GCAUCCGUGGGUGAUGUACGUGCUAUGCCAGCACGAUUGCCCGGGUACGCGCCGGACACAAGCUUCGUCAACUUCCACGUGACGGAGAUAACAUGCCCGGCGCCUUGGGACUGCCAGCCCAGAUCCGUGACCAGGACCACGUGUGAUGAUCUACGUCACCAGCACCCAGCGCCGCCUCACAUUGUCCAUCGGUCUUCUUGCAUCCGUGGGUGAUGUACGUGCUAUGCCAGCACGAUUGCCCGGGUACGCGCCGGACACAAGCUUCGUCAACUUCCACGUGACGGAGAUAACAUGCCCGGCGCCUUGGGACUGCCAGCCCAGAUCCGUGACCAGGACCACGUGUGAUGAUCUACGUCACCAGCACCCAGCGCCGCCUCACAGUGCGCCUAUAAGUAGCCUGCCUCCUCGCAGUGCGUCCAUUGGGCACGGCGGCACCGGCGAAAUGACGGUCACUAACCCGUUUGUCUUCAUCGUGCAGGUAAGAAGACAAUACGAUUACUGUAUACGUUCUGGUGACCCAUUUUUGCUGGUGCUGCCGUGCCCUCGGCUUUGCUGUGCAUUUGCGAGUGUGUUGCUAUUUUUAAGAAAGCUUCUUUUGCUAGCAGGAGAUAUUGAAAGUAAUCCGGGACCUGAUCUAGCACAAAUCGCAAAGCAGUUGAAGGAAGUUGCCGUCGAUAUCAAAGAAAUUAAAGAGGGGCGGCUUGCUGAUAUGGAUAAAAAGUUAGAUGCCCUGUCGCGCCUUGAACCGAAGAUAACUUCAUGCGUAAAACAAAUAGAAGACAUGCAUCUGAUUACCAAAAAUUUGGAAAAACGAAUGGACGACCUGGAAAACCAGAGUAGAAGGUCCAAUAUUAUAGUAUACGGCUUAGCGGAAACAGAACAGGAGAACAGUGAAAAGUUGGAACAAGCUGCAGCAGUUGAAGCAACUGCUCACAAGCCUCCGUACUGUUGCCAGAGUGUCCAAGGACCCAAGCAUCUCCCAGACGGCGGCUUCACCGAGCAGGAGCGCACCACUAUGCUUCAGCCUGCGCAAGCGUUGUUUGUGAACAGCGGCGCACUUUACUUCCUGGAGCAGCUGAAUAGGUUCAGGCACCAUCACUGCACAGGUGGCUCCACCUUCGACGUGGUGGCUACCCCUGAGCAUGCCAAAACCACGGGAUGUGUCGUCACGGUGGUGCUCUUGGACGUCGGAACUCGCGCUGAAGAGAAGAUUUCAAAAAUAUUCAACCACGCCUUCCUGACUGGUAGAACCGUGCAGGCAGCAGUUGAAGCAACUGCUCACAAGCCUCCGUACUGUUGCCAGAGUGUCCAAGGACCCAAGCAUCUCCCAGACGGCGGCUUCACCGAGCAGGAGCGCACCACUAUGCUUCAGCCUGCGCAAGCGUUGUUUGUGAACAGCGGCGCACUUGUACGCUAA
Molecule: messenger RNA, 1417 nt
Organism: Rhipicephalus microplus (southern cattle tick)
Lineage: Eukaryota; Metazoa; Arthropoda; Arachnida; Ixodida; Ixodidae
Source: RefSeq, a predicted model, not a curated record